Molecule: messenger RNA, 2787 nt
Organism: Cladophialophora yegresii CBS 114405
Lineage: Eukaryota; Fungi; Ascomycota; Eurotiomycetes; Chaetothyriales; Herpotrichiellaceae
Exons: 1
Coding region: 1-2787 (928 amino acids)
Molecular function (GO): RNA binding; protein binding
Source: RefSeq, a predicted model, not a curated record
AUGUCUCGUCCGACCUCUGACGGUGGUUCGCCAUCUGCCUCCGGCCUAAACUCCCCACCUCAGGCGAGAUCAGCGAACGCGUCUCCCAGAGCAAAUCCCGCUGUUACCUACAUCCCAUAUGUCCGCAAUAUUCGUGGCCCAGGCAUUAACGAGUACGAACAACAGUACCAGCUGCCAACACAGUUCACCAAGCGUCCGGGCUUCAAUACCACUGGCCAACCAGCUGCGAUGAACGUCAAUGCAUUCCAGGUCACCGGAUAUCCCACCACCAAGAUCUACCAAUACGAUGUUGUCAUUGGCACCGGCGCUGAGAAGCGAAUCGUCAAUCGUAAGGUCUGGGAGUCCAAGGCCCGCAAGGAGAAGACUGGUCCUCAGAUGAUCUGGGAUGGCAAUCGUCUCGCUUGGUCGCUCAAAGACCACGGCGAGAUCCGCGCUAUGGUCGAUCUUGACGCCGAAGACGGCCGUCCUUCUCGCGAUGGUCGCAAUUCUUUCCGUCUCCAUAUCAAGAAGACCCGUGAGAUCAAUCCGAGUAUCGUCCAAAGCUUCCUCGAGCGGAAGGUACAGAUGUCCAAGGAAAUUGCUGAAGCUAUCAUUUUCAUGGAUCACCUGCUCCGCGAAGGCCCAUCCCAGAACCCGCAAUUCAUUUCAGUCAAGCGUUCUCUUUUCAAGAGACAAGGUCAGCGUCAAGAUCUUGGAGGCAGUAUUGAGGCCUGGCGCGGUAUCUACCAGUCUAUGCGUCUUGCUGAAGGUCAGAAGCUCAUCAUCAACCUCGAUGUCGCGAAUACCUGCUUCUGGCGCCCCACUUCCCUCACAUCUGCUCUCGUAACGAAGUGGCGCGAGUUCACCGACGUCAAUUCCAUUGCAGCUCAGAUGCGCCCAGCGCAGAACAACGGUGCCCGCGAACCCAACAACUUGCAGAAGACAGUCCAGCGUGCCUUCAAGAACGUCGAGGUCAAGGCCGUCUACAAGGGCAAUCCACUCCCGAACAAAGUGUGGAAGAUCAUUCGAUUCUCCGUCAACAACGCCAAUCAGGAGAUGAUUGAUUGGAAGGAUCCGAACACCAAGCAGCCCACCGGCGAGAGCAUCUCUGUUGCUCAAUACUUCCGGCGUAAGUACAACAUUACCCUCCAACAUCCUAACCUGCCGCUGGUGGAGAUGAGCAAGAAGAAUGUUCUCUACCCUAUGGAAUUCCUACAGAUUAUGGAAGGUCAACGCUAUGCUGCGAAGUUGGACGACUACCAGACCAGCAACAUGAUCAAGUUUGCUGUGUCACGACCUCGCGCUCGACUUGAUGCCAUCAAUGAAGGAAAGGGUUGGUUGAACUGGGAAGGCGACACCUAUCUGAGAGGUUACGGUCUCCGCAUCAAUCCGCAACAAAUCCGUACUCAGGCUCGGGUUCUCCCAGCUCCGGGCAUCAAGUUUGGUCAGAACCGCGUUGAACAACCUGGUACUCGUGGUCGCUGGGACCUGAAGGGCAAGGUCUUCCUCACCGGCAAUCCUCAGGAACUUGUCUCCUGGGGUAUUGGUGUCUUCCCCGGCAAAAUCCGCGUUGACAAAGCUCAGAUCGAUCAGUUCGCGCUCAACUUUGCUCGAGCUUAUCGCGCCCACGGUGGCCACGUCGCCAACGCGCCCCCUCACACUAUGAUGCUCCCCAAUGAUACAGGUGCUGCAGUGGCCGAGUUGCACCAGCAGACCGGCAACAAAUUCAAGCGACGACCUCAGCUUCUCGUCUUCCUUGUUCAGGAUAAGAACGCCUUCAAUUACCUUCGCAUCAAGAAGUCUUGUGAUUGUCGAUUCGGUGUGGUUUCUCAGGUCAUGCAGAUCGAGCAAGUGCAGAAAGGCAAUCCGCAGUACUACUCCAACGUGUUGAUGAAGAUCAACGCCAAGUUAGGCGGUACCACAGCUCAAGUCGUGCCCAACUCCACGAGUGGCUUCAAAUCCUUCGCUGCGCCAACCAUGAUCAUCGGCGCCGAUGUCUCCCACGCUUCUCCCGGAAGCCAGCAAGCGUCUAUGGCGGCCAUUACUGUCUCCUUCGAUCGAUUUGCUGGCCGCUAUGCUGCUGCAUGCCAAACCAACGGCCAUCGCGUCGAGAUGAUCUCUGAGGCCAACUGGGUCAACAUGUUCAGACCUCUUGCUAAGCAAUGGUUGAUCAGUGUUGGUGGCAAUCGUCCGCCUCAGCACAUCUAUUACAUCCGAGAUGGCGUUUCCGAAGGCCAGUUCGAGCACGUCAUCCGACAGGAGGUGCCGCACAUCAAGACAGUCCUCAAGGACGUCCAUGAGGAUUUCAACGGCAAGAUCACUGUCAUCAUCGCGUCCAAGCGCCACCAUGUUCGAGCUUUCCCCGAGAAAGCUGGCGCCGACAAGAAUGGCAAUCCUCUUCCCGGUACACUGAUUGAGAGAGAUGUGACCACCCCCAACGAGUUUGACUUCUAUCUCUACUCGCACAUUGCGUUGCAAGGCACGUCUCGACCGGUGCACUACUCGGUGCUGUACGACGAGUUGAAUCACAAACCGGAGCAGCUUCAAAACAUGAUCUACGAGCACUGUUAUCAAUACAUGCGCUCCACGACCUCUGUGUCUUUGCAUCCUGCUGUGUACUACGCACAUCUUGCAUCCAACCGUGCAAAGGCCCACGAGGACCUCCCUGCGUCGGCUGGUCCUCAAGGUGGUGCUGGUUACAAGCAGCAAGCUCCCAGCCGCAGCUCCGAGCCUUCCGAGUCUGAGGUCCGACCCUUGAUGCCUCUGUUCAACAUCAAUGGCAUUGUCUUUGCCAUGUGGUACAUCUAA